Amoebophrya sp. A25 is the source of this 712-nucleotide messenger RNA. NCBI's taxonomy places the organism in Eukaryota, Dinophyceae, Syndiniales, Amoebophryaceae. The record is from the annotation of a GenBank genome assembly.
ACGUGAAGCAGACUUCUAUCGGAAACAAGCAAAGGUAAUGGAAAAACAUGCGAGGGAAAUCGAACAAAGGCUAGAAGUACUUCUAGUUCAACAUGAUCAUGAGCCUCUUCGUGAUCAUGGUACUAGCUUUCCAGGAAGUACUGCAGCUGCACAAGCAGAAGCGCAACGAGGAGCGGUGGAUGCAUUCGUUGACGAGUUACAACUAGCUGUUAGUCCCGGCGUAGGACGAGACCCACUUGUUGGAGGAACGCAAACUUAUUUAACUUCUUCAACAACAACUACUAGUUGUACCAGGCAGCGGCCUGAAAAAACAUCGGCUUUCACAGAAAUGAGUGGAAUGUUUCAACAACUCCUUGCCGAGAUCCAGACUCUUGAGUCGCAGAAAGCUGAUUGUGAAUUGGAAAUACGACGAUUAGAAGAUAGGAAAGUUGCUAGACUUCAACAAGAAGGUAACCGUAGCUGUGAAGAUGAUACGGGCAUGCUGGGUGCUUCCUCUUCCAAUCUCUCUGGGUCGAGGAGUAGCUAUGUCUCUGGGUCGCAACACGCCACUUCUGGAGCUGCUGACGAAAAGCGAAACAGCGGAACUUCCAAAACUAAUGAUGCUGCAUCAUCAUCAACAUCAUCUCCUUCCAAGAAAAAUAAUAUGUCUGGUGACGAACAAAACAAGACUAUAGAUUUCGAAGAUUUUCUAUUGCAUAGUGUGGACAGAGUA